Messenger RNA from Venturia canescens, 7513 nucleotides. It is a transcript of the gene Neto, whose product is annotated as Neuropilin and tolloid-like. The record is from RefSeq and is a predicted model, not a curated record. Gene Ontology annotation, molecular function: protein binding. Lineage: Eukaryota; Metazoa; Arthropoda; Insecta; Hymenoptera; Ichneumonidae. The coding region runs from base 3308 to 6439 and encodes 1043 amino acids. The transcript has 8 exons.
UCCGCGAGCGAUACGUCGCAUCGUGUUUGAGUUUCGAAGUCGCGCCCGAGUAUUUUUUCCACGGACAUGUGCUUCUGUGAAUGCCGGAGAUACGAAAUUUUCAUAGUUGAGCAAAAAUCAUGAAAAUUUAGUGGAUUCAAAGAAUGAGAUUAAAAUAAGAGCAAUCAAAAUUUCAAAUACUACGAACAAUAUUGGCUGAUUGAAUUUUUGUUCGAUUUUUCACUGCCAAUACUAAUUGCUUCUAUAACAAAUACAAGUGACCGCAAUUUUAAGCUCGUUGGGAAGAAAUUUUUUUGAAAAGUGAGUGGAAUUUUGAGUUCGUUCAUCGAAUAUCGUGCAAGUCGAUGCCCCUUCCGUUCCAUCGGAAAUUAAAGAUACGAGAAUCAUCGGAAUGUUAGUUAAAGGUUUUUACCUCGGGACUCACCUCGAGUUACGGAGGACAAAUUUAUCGGCGGGGACGAAGCAGUACUAACGGGGUCGGAAAGGGGGAAGAAGGGUAGAGAGCUGAUCCAUGGAGGUGAUAAAAAUAUACCCGAAAAAUCUCGGCACCGUGCCAAAGCCGCCUCGGGCCACGUAUGAAUAUCGUUACCGAUCGUUUGAUAAGAUUAUUCAGGAAUGCAAAUUCUACCAGUUGGUAAUGUCAGUGUAACCGAUUCGACUAUUUUCAAUCGUUGUUUAUACUUAACUCUCGAAGCGAACGGUCACGGAAUUCAUCACCGGCUCGCGACGGAAUAACACGGAAAAAGGCAAAAUUUCAGCGAUAGCGUUCGAAAAGUGAAUUUUCCCUGCUCUUUUUUCACCAUUUUACUUUUUCUAAAACGAACGAAAUUUUCGAGUUUCGCCGACGUAAAAUUUUUCACACCGGAGACGUUGAUCGCGAUGCGAAUCCCGUUGAUUUUUUGUCGCAGAAUUUUUCGACUGGUCUUCGAGUUCGGAAAUCCACGCGCGAGUUGAGAAUCUUUGAAAAAACAGACUCGAGCUCCCCGUCGACGUUUCAACGCGUAUCCAGAAAAAUGAAUUUUUCACAAGUCAAUUAUUCUCCGCUGUUCCCCUUUCGCACACUCUAAAAAAACGUGUUUCAUACUGCGAAGUCGAAAAUUAGUGAAAAGCGUCGUUUGACAGGAGACGUUCGAGGGUAGCGUGAAAAAGCGAAAAAUUUCCGAGUCACUGCGACAGACGCGUUAACUCAUUUUUCAUCAUUUCGCAGAGCCUUCUCUGGCCAAAUGUACGCAUCAUUCGACAGCGCAGUAAAACAUGCUCUCAUUAAAACUGAUCAAAAUUCAAUCCAAUUAAACUGAAAAACGGAUUAAUUGAAAGAUUAAUUACUAAAAACGCCGAACGAAACUCCCCAAAUUUCUGCCGUAAUUUUUCCCCAAAAUUAAUGAUUCCACUCGUAAUUUGUUUGACGGAAAACUCUUAAUGGAUUCAGUGAAAUUCACAACGAAAAAGACUCGAUUAUGGUGAAAUUCGCCACAAAUUUGAAAAAGUGUUGUCCCAGUAUCGCUGCUGUUUACUCUCUCCUCUUUUUUUUUUCUUAUUAUUUCUCAUCGAUUCCUGUCGUAAAACUCUUUCUGACACGUUCCGAGCGAAGCGUAGAUUUUCGAAGCAGAAAAGUUUGGACGAGACCUGCAAAAGCAUCAGAUAUCGAGUCCGAAAAGCGCGAAAUUUUCAGCAAACUCACGGGUACGGGCAUAGAAAAACUCGAACAAACGCGGACGCCGUGUAACACAAAUAUGCACGUGGCUCCCUGCAGUGGAACGUAUUUCAGAGAAAAGUUCUUUCAUUCGCACGUGCUUUUGACGGUAUUAUUUACCACAGUAAAUCAGCUGCUCUGCGGACAUUAUUAUUGUGCUUUCCGAAUAGCUUCCUCGCAAGUAUUCGGGUCUGCGGGGAUAACUUCAUCGUGGAAGCGUUUAUCUGCGAUCCUGAGACCUUCGUAAAUACAGUUUGAGCCGAGGUUAUUAAAAGACGCGUAGAAAAAAUGUUUUUUGAAGAUAGCACGUGCGACGAGUCUCUGCAAAAAGUUUGUUGGACUGAAAUUCGGAUGAAUAAUUUAUGAGAGUUUGAUUACAUAAUUCGAGAUUCACAUUCAUCUGGAAAAAUCGUCGUCGCAAUAAUAAACUUUUGAGCCUCCGCAGGCUCGUAGAAUCGCUCCGAACGGUUGACUGAGAUGAAGCAGCCCAAGGAAAUCGAAUUUCUUUCUCUCAGCUGUGAUGGAAUAUAAGUCCCAAUGAAAAUGAUUAUUCGAUCACAAUGAAGAUGUAAUUUCCGGAUGAAAUGGCGAAAAUACACGAUGAAGCAACGACUUUCCGCAGAGACGAUGGAUUAUCGAUUUUCGAUUUAUCUACUUUUAACACUUUUUUAAGGACUCGACAAAGGGUUGCGGGUACAGGGAUGAAAGCGGAAAGGCGAUUUCCCGUUAAAACUGUUUCGCUACAUCGAUUUUAUCUGCGCUCCUAAUAUUCUUUUUUUGUUUGUUUGUUUUCUCUUUUAUUUUUUCUAACGGUUUCCACCGCAUCACACUUUCGGAAAAGAUAAUAUUUCACGCGGGAUUACGAUUGAAGUAUAGCUUCUUCCACGAUUUGCUGUAGUUUAUUUUCAUUAUGGAAAAUACCACUGAAAUGUAGCCGUUUUGGUAGAAAUUCUUGCAGCAUUGUCGGAGAUCUUUUUGCUCGUACAAUCGCAGCCAAAUAUUGUAGUUUUUGUCAUAACUCCGGACGCGACUAUUCAAAUUUUUUUACUUCUGACAAUUCGACUGGUUUUUCGAUGCGAUUGUAAGGGUACGACGCAGUUUUGGAAGGGAAAUAAAAACAAAUAAAAAAUGAACAGGAAGCGAAGCCGCAAGGAAAUUGAGCCCGGAAAUUGGAGGAUUUGAUGUUGGAAGGAAAAAACUGAGUGGAAAAUAAAUACGCUCGCACGGUGCGAUGAAGCGUUCAUUUUUGUGAGAUAAAUUUAACAAAAAUGGGACUCUGUACUUUUUGUUAAACGUUUGAGGAGAAAAUAAGUGAAAAAGAGGGAAAAAACAAUAAAGAAAUUGAACGGUGGGUGAAAAAAGUUGCUUGAUAAUAGGAUACUCUAGUUGAAAACGACGCAGCGGACUCUUCAAACACAACAAUUUGUAUUGAAACUCUCGAUAAAUAAACGUUAAUUCAGUCGGAAACAGCUUCUUCGCAAAUUAAUUAAACGAAAUAUUAAAUUUUCCAGCAUGAUGAAAUAUCAGUAAAACAGUGAAAAUCGUUGCUGCGUAAAGAAAAGUUUCAGCGUAAUUGAGUCGAGGCUCCGGGAUAAAAUUGUUAACCGUUAAUGAAUGUGUUUGCCCAAGGCAAUCGUGAUAGUGAUAGUGAAAUCAAGAAACGGUGAAGGUGCUCGAUUUAAAUACAUAAAUGUGCGAAAGGAGUCCAGAAUGGUGGCACGGCUCCCGCAACAAGUUUUCCUUCUACUCGUACUCGUUGGCGGAACCACGACAGGGACCGUGUAUCGAGCUGAGUUAUCGAGCGGGGCAACAGUGCCGAGUUUUCGACGAGUUGGAGCAUCAGCGCCAAGAUUAUCACAUCCAGGAAACCUCAGGGGACAAGAAACUUCGAGCAGAACUUCAGUCCGCGUAAGACGAAGCUCCGCUUUGCUAGACGAGGAAAUAACGGUCAGCAGCGAGCUGCCAACAACGAGGAACUUUCGCUCCAGUCAAGUAUUAUCAAUCUUCGAUGCGAAGCCUACUUUGACUUACAAACGGAAAAAAAUGAAGAAUAGCGAGGGGGAAGUUGAUCGGAGAGAAGAAUCGGAGGAGAAAGUACGAUGGGACGAUUCGGAGGAUGAAAAAUUUCGAAGUCCUAGCAAAGAAGGGUUGGCCACUUUGGAAUUUGCCACCACCUCGGACGGCCAAAAGAGCUUCGAAACGGCAAACCAGACGAUAAUUAUUCGUGGAAACCCGUGGCCUCAUCAAGAAAACACGCAUUAUGAAAAACGUGUCAAAACUGUCAGCUUGCCAGCGAAUAGUUCCAGCAACAGCCUCCAGCCCUCGGUGACGUCCCCGAUGUCGAAAAAAGGCGAAUUAACGACUUUGAAUCCACCGAACUCGGACUCAGCGGACAAAGAGCAAAUGGUCCCCAUCGACGUACCUCCGCCGCGGUUUUUAUCCACCAUUUCGCUCGAUUCAACGUUCAGCAACGACAGACACCAAAUGCCCUCCGAUUCUAGGCGUUACACGAGCAGAAGAUUCGACUGGUUGACUUCCGAGCGAAUUUAUACCCCUGUGACGACAUGGCCAACCACAGCGGUCGGCUUUCCGAAGCGCUAUGCAAGAGACACCGAACCGGAUCCGUGCGAGAAAUUCCUCAUCACCGAUGACGUCAAACGCGAAUUUUACAGUCCGAAUUAUCCGCAAAAUUAUCCACCGAAAGCCAACUGCGUACGGACACUCACGGCUGACAAAGGGAUGUUGUUGAAACUCGAUUUUCGGGAUCGUUUCGAGCUCGAAUCAAUGACCGCAGUAAACGACAAGGUGAGCGAAUGUCGUUUCGAUUAUCUUGAAGUGCGAGACGGUCAGUACGGAUUUUCUAAUCUCCUCGGAGUCUUUUGUGACAAACAAUUUCCACCUGAGAUCAUCUCGAAGUCGAGACACUUGUGGUUACGGUUUCGCAGCGACGAUACCAUCGAAUAUGCAGGCUUCAAAGCUGUCUGGAGCACCAUACCGAGGCCAACUACCGGUGGCGUGCCUCCUGAGCAGGAGCCGUGUAUUCGGAACAUCACCAAUAAAUCCGACUUUGAAAUAAGCCAUGAGGAUAUUGAGGCGGAGAAGAAAAGCGCCAUCAAGAACAAAGUAGCGCUGGACUGUUUGUGGAUCAUCACUGCCCCAGCUGGCACGAGGAUGCAGGCGACCUUCGACCCGUUCACUCUGGACAAACCGAACGACUGCAGUGCUAAUUUCCUCGACGUAUUCGAUCAGGAAACGGACAUUCCGUCACGACUGAAAAACUUUUGUGGCAGCAUGGCAGAGACUGUACAUUCCACUAAAAAUAUAAUGUACAUGCGUUUUUAUCUCGAACCAAAAGCCAUCAACAGUUCUUUCAAGUCGAUCGUAACCGUCGUCCGGGAAAAGGGCAGCACUGAUAAACCCUGUCGUGACAACGAAUAUGAUUGCGAUGACAACACAUGCAUAGCGAUAUCUCUGAAGUGCAACAAAAGAUUCAACUGUCGGUUUCUGAGAGACGAAGAUUCUUGUGGGACGGAGGGAGAUCAGCUUGAUUCUUCGAGGGUCAUUAUAAUCCUGGUGAUAUUUUCUCUCAUAAUGUUUGGAAUGUGCUUCACGUUUGUGUUCAAUUGCGUACGAAAACUGAUGCGUGAUCACCGAAUAAUAAGGGAGCACAUAAGACAGUCGCGGGAGAAUCGAUUGGACGAGAUUGGUCGUAAAACGACGCCAUGUCCGGUGUCGUUGUCCCGAACAGAUUUGCGCGACCACGGGAGUGAGUCGCCGAGUGUGGAGGUCGAUUCGAGCAAAGAGUUGAUACCGACGACGAUGAUAGCGCACGAGUACACGAAGGAAUUAGUGUUGGAGAUGAAGUACGGGACGAAGGAGGUGAACGACAUACACCAGAGCAACAAUGUGAGUAACGCGACGCAGGAAAGACUUCAAGAAUCGAGCGAGGAGUUGGAAAUGUGUGACAGUUCGUGUCAGACGAGGGAGAGCCUUUUCGAGCCCCGAAUUUUAGACGCGAGUAUAACGUCGGCGCCAUUUUCGACGUUCGGUUAUCGGCGGACUUCGGAAGGUCAAAACGGAGUGAGUCCUAGCCACAGAGUGACGCCCCAACAGAGUGAAGAACGUCAUCAGCACUAUCAUCACCAUCAUCAUCAACACCCCCACCCACCGUCGAGAAAAUGUUCUCAACACAGUCAUCAAAGCCAUCCAAGUAAUUCACCACCGUCGAGACAUCCGGUUUCGGAACAGUGCUCCGUUUGCCUAAGUUCGAACUCCCGAGAAGGCAGCUUAGUCAUCUGCCCAAAGCACAAUCCAAUCCCAGCUCCACCUGGAUGGUCGUUGCACGAUCCGCCGUACCCUCUCCUCGACGAUCCACGACCCCCGGAGGAUGUUGGAUGUCUGACUUACAAAAGGUACCAGUCCCCCAAACCCGAAAGAACUGCCAGCAACAACAGGAAUCAUCAGCAACACCAAUCCCCCGUUUACACCCGACAAAACACAGUUGGCUCUGGCGAAAGGUACGACAGUUUGAUCUACGGAUCAGCCCGCGCCUCCAGCAACGCAGCUAGCAACACCACCUCAGGCAGCAACGUCACCGGAAGCGGCGGAAGCCAACACUCGGCAACCCCAAAAUACAUUCAAACCGAUCCUCGCUACAGGGCUGAAGCCGUUAUCGAGGUCGACCAAAAGAGGCCUUUCAGCAUAGAAAGCACCAAAAGUGCACCCGACGUUAUCGCGACUCACUGACGUCGGGGUAAUGGGGAUUGGGAACCAUACCGAAGGCGCCAUCCCCGUAAAAACCUUAACGACGAGGAUGUAAACCUAAGUGAUAAGCCUGACGAGAAUGGACUUUGCCGGGCUAACAAAAUCAGUGUCGCGACCCAAAGCUCACUCGAUGACGAUGCCUCCACAACGUCCACCAUCGAAGCCUCGUCUUCUUGAUCCACGUGCCAAUGUCCUGGUCCUGGUCAGCCAGGACCUUCGGCAAUCCAGAUUCAACCCACCCUCCUAACGGAAAAUCAACGACGGGUUAUCUCUACGGGUCAAAAGGACAAUCAACCGGUUCUGCCGCCCCCUGAACUGUUCAGAAAACCUUUUUUUCCGUCUGAAAAUACCUGGAAACGGUGCUGCCCCGGCCACUCUCGUUUCCCAACACAUCGACCAAACCCUUUUCCAUCUCAUUUUCAACAACCCUCUCGAAAUUCUUCCUAUCUCACUUGGCCAGGGUACACCACCCCAUGGACUACUGGAAAAUCCAACGCUUUCAGGACCUGCGGACAUCAGAAUUAUUUGAUGCAACCUCGUUGCAGCAAGUCUCUUUGUAACUCGGCGUUCCGAGUCCCUUCGAACGAACCCAGUGGGAGCAAAGACGCCUGUUACGGGGAGAUUGGCGCUGCCAUACCUUUCUGAACCCUAGCAAUACACUGGAAGAAUAUUAUAAAUGGAAUUUUCGAGUAUAAUAUACUGUUGAAACGUUCAGUUUGAAAAUUGUAUUUAUAUUACUUUUGUUUUUUUUUUGGUUCGAUAUUAUUCAGGAGCAAUAUCUAAUGUUGAUCGAAAUUUUAUUUUCCUCAAGAUUUCUCGAACAUCAUUCUUUCAGUGUACAAAUUAAAUUUAGGCGAAAAAAUGGUGAAGCGUUUUUACAACGGAUCGUGGAAGUCCCAGCUACGAAGUUUGCUGGGCACUGCGACCUCGAUGCUGAAUGAACCAAGUAUUGUAAAGUAUUUAUAUUCCUGACAGGGCAACACUGCCAGUUCGAAUUCACAAAUCAUGAAAAGAUAAAUAAGAAUAGCUGAUAUUAAAGAAAAUUUUCUUCGAUAA